AUGCUAGCUCUGCAAGACCGACAACCCUACUACUCCGGCUCUGCUGGCCAGCCCCGAUCGGACUACUCGUACAACCUGGUGCCCAAGGAUCGAGAGUCUGUCAUCGGCGCCGCCCAGGUGCCUGCUCAGGCACCUGUGGCCGCCCACGAGUACCAGCAGGAUAACUACUACUACUCCAGCCGGCCCCAGAGCAAGAGCCUCAACUCCAGCGCCCCUUCCACCAACCACUCGUCUCCCCAGCAUUCCCAGGUCAACACCUCUCCGUCGUUGCCUUCCAUCUACGACCCCAACGGGCCCGUCGCUGCUGCCUACUACUCGGGGCCCAACUCCGGAGUCAACUCUGCAAACCACUCUGCUGUCCACAGCCAGGCCCACUCGGCGGUCCACAGCCAGGUCCCCAGCCAGGUUCCUAGCCAGGUGCCCUCGCAGGUGCCCUCACAGGCCCCCAGCCAGGCCGGCUCCGCACCCAUGAGCCCCAACAGACUGCCCAUGCCCGUGCGAAACUCGCCUCCUCAGUACCAGUCGCCCACCGCCAACAACCCUUACGCCGUGGGCGUGGGAUCGGGCCAGCUCCUCAACCAGCCCUUCAACCAGCCCAUGACUCAGCAGCAGCUCCAGAUGCAGCAGCUCCAGCUCCAGCAGCAGCAGAUCCAGCAGAUCCAGCAGCUCCAGCAGCAGCAGGUGCAGCAGCAACAAUUCCAGGCGCAGGCGGCCCAACAGAACCAGGCGCAGUACUACGGCCAGCAGGUGCCGCAGCAGAUGAUGCAGAUGGGCUACCAGCAGCAGAUGCACCCGCACUCGCAUCUGAUGAACCAGUUUUCGUCCAAGCGCCAGUUCCGCACCCUCAAGAAGCACGUCUGCACCGUCUGCGGCAAGCGGUUCACCCGGCCGUCGUCGCUGCAGACCCACACCUACUCUCACACCGGCGAGAAGCCCUUCCGAUGCGAGUUUUCUGGCUGUGGGCGCCAGUUUUCCGUCGUCUCCAAUCUUCGACGACACCAGAAGAUCCACUCUCCUCGAGAAUAG
This is a messenger RNA of Yarrowia lipolytica CLIB122, 1026 nucleotides long. RefSeq lists its product as uncharacterized. Lineage: Eukaryota; Fungi; Ascomycota; Dipodascomycetes; Dipodascales. Gene Ontology annotation, molecular function: DNA-binding transcription factor activity, RNA polymerase II-specific; RNA polymerase II cis-regulatory region sequence-specific DNA binding. Gene Ontology annotation, cellular component: nucleus. Gene Ontology annotation, biological process: regulation of transcription by RNA polymerase II. The record is from RefSeq and is a predicted model, not a curated record.